Molecule: messenger RNA, 1172 nt
Organism: Carassius carassius (crucian carp)
Lineage: Eukaryota; Metazoa; Chordata; Actinopteri; Cypriniformes; Cyprinidae
Product: B-cell CLL/lymphoma 7 protein family member A-like
Exons: 6
Coding region: 99-707 (202 amino acids)
Source: RefSeq, a predicted model, not a curated record
AGCGCAGGCGCACAAACCCCGCCUCUCUCCUGUGCUGUGUGCAUUCGCAUUGUGUCUAAACAGGCGGCGAGCAAAAAGAUAUUUUACCAACAGCAGUAAUGUCGGGCAGGUCGGUUCGAGCGGAGACGCGGAGCAGGGCGAAAGAUGACAUCAAGCGGGUUAUGGCUGCAAUUGAAAAAGUGCGGAAAUGGGAGAAGAAAUGGGUGACUGUUGGAGACACGUCACUGCGAAUCUACAAGUGGGUACCAGUGACAGAGCCCAAGUCAGAUGAUAAGAACAAAAACAAGAAGAAAGGCAAAGAUGACAAAUAUGGCUCUGAGGUCACGACCCCUGAGAAUAGCUCUUCUCCUGGAAUGAUGGAUAUGCAUGACGAUAACAGUAACCAGAGCUCAAUUGCAGACUCCUCCCCACUAAAGCAAGAGACCAGCAACAACACUAGUCCUGCACCUGAACCCUUGGCCGUUUCUCAGAAUGACAGCAAUGACUUGAAAAGUGACCAAUAUCCUUCCAAGCAGCCUUCAUCUGUUCAGGAUCACAAGAGUGAACAAAACCACUGCUCAUCAGAAUCUAUAACAGCCAACAGGGACAGCAAGUCACAGGGGGAUUCAGAGCACUUUUUAGACUCUUCCAAAUCAGCCCAGGAACCGGAAGAUGGUGCUCCCCCAAGCAAAAAAGGGAAAAUCGAUUCUUCCUCUGAAGAAAGUUAACUAUCUUCUCCCAGCUGUCAGGGAUUUGCAAUCCCUGUUUCUUAUCUUGAAACACAUCACAACAUAGGAGGUUUUCUUCAGUUCAACACUUUCCCCUAUAACCAUGUAUUCACUUUAAUCCAGAAAACCUGUCUCUUGCGGUCCUUUUUAGUGUAGAGGGCAUGUUUGGAUCAUCAUUAUCUGACUAAAGGUUAUGAAUCAAGUUGUGUGAUUUUGCACUGAUCCUAAAACAGUUCAAACUGCCCUACAAUCAUGACAUGCUAUUUCUUUUGACAAGAUCAGUAUCGUCAAUUGAAACGGCACAGGAACUGUCAUAGUUUUUCCAGAUUGGCAUUGAUAUCAACUGCCAUUUGCAAUUAAAAAAAACAAAAAAUUUAUCAAUCACCUUUUCUUGUUCACUCAGGAAGGUCAACACACUGUUUUUUUUUAAAAACAUGCUGAAAGUAACUGAUUUCUGCUGCUGUA